This is a messenger RNA of Anopheles stephensi (Asian malaria mosquito), 10065 nucleotides long. Its product is annotated as protein sax-3-like. Bases 1501 to 5907 code for a protein of 1468 amino acids. Gene Ontology annotation, biological process: cell-cell adhesion; axon guidance. Lineage: Eukaryota; Metazoa; Arthropoda; Insecta; Diptera; Culicidae. The transcript has 17 exons. Gene Ontology annotation, molecular function: protein binding. Gene Ontology annotation, cellular component: axon; plasma membrane. The record is from RefSeq and is a predicted model, not a curated record.
UAGUUUCUUCCUUUCGGUGUGUGCGGAAGCGUGUGUGUGGACCGUGCCGAUUCUGUCGAACCGUCGUGUGAAUCGUUCGCGUUUGUCGUGCGGUCGUAGUACGUACCGCGGUGUGAAACUUCUGGUGUGUUUCCCGGGAAUAGUGUUGUUAAUCACCGAUUGGUGGUGUUUUUAAGAAGGAAGUGAAUUUACGUGUAGUUUGUGCUUGUGUUCAGCAAAACAAAAUGAAGAAAUUUAGUAUAAAAGUGAAAAGGUAUCUCAAAAGUGUGUAAACAGUGUUUAAUAAUUAUCGAAACACCGGUGAGCUUGAAAUCCUUUAAAAAGAAAACGUGAAAUACUCAAAACGAGCGAAGAAAAUAUCGAAAAGGGUGUAGCACGUGCAAGUACUGAAUAAGAGGAAAAGUCCAGUGCAUGAAAGCAAACAAGCAAACACCUAUGUGAAGCAAAGUUCGAACAUAUAGAAAAGCCCUGUACGACCUCAGCAGUGAUGCCGAACGGAUGCUCUUAAAAAUCACAGUUCCUGUUAAAUCUUCCUGGACGGUGGUGUCGGCGCACAAAAGCAAAGUUUCCAAGAAAAACGAACGAAUGGGGGAACAAAGUUGUGUAAAUAGAAGGAAAUAAUUGGUAAACAAAUUCGUUUACCCAUCGUCUGUCGUUUUCUCCCUUGGCAUUCGCAGCUUAAGAGAUCCAUUCCCGACAGCAAAAAAUCACACAAGGAAACCUAAACAACAAAGCCCUCAAAAGGUCCAAUUAGGGGUUGUGGCGAGACCACAGGUUCGAGGUUUGGCGUUCUCCUCGGGGCUGUUGGUAGAGGAUGCCUAGCCCAAGAGGUGUCGAAUUCAUCGCACACACACAGCAGCAGCAACAAUGUUCUGCGGGUCUUCGUUUGAUGUGAGUGUGGAUGCUGGAAGAUGAACGCGGAAGGAUACGACCGACGGCUCUAUUUCCAAACGCAUCAGGACCUCUCGUACGGUUGUUUGUUCGGAAAAGCAUAAAAAUAUGAUAAUGAUGAGUUAGGCAUCGCUAACGAUACGGCGAACCGCUUACGAAAACACGUCGUGGCGGGUGUUGAACCAAGAAGAAAAGUGUGGAAGGAUACAAUGAAAAAUAUUUAACACAACAUUUGUGUACGCCAGGUGAAGCACGGCGUGUUCGGUGACGUGUUUUAUGUUGUGCAAAGGUGUUAAGUAUGUGUAAUAUUGCGUGGUGAAGAAAAUAGUGUGAAAAAAGGGGUUCUUAGUUGCGCAGCUUCCUAACGCAAGAGGAAGUCAUUUUGAAAGUGGUGGGAAAGGAACGGUUUGAAAUUGGUGAGAUGAGAAAAUAUUCAAACGACAGGUGAAUGUGCGUGUGUCAGUGUAUUAGUGAAAAUUGGUUAUUGUGUGUGUCUGUAGAGCAGUGUAGUUGAUGUGCAUAAAUGUGCUUAAAAUAAGAAAUAGUGUCAAAAGUUGGCUCUAGUGUGUUUGCCUGCUGAGUGGAAUCAGAGAAUUCCACCGAUCAAACAUGGAUUAUGUGGUGCUAGUAACGACGCUUUUAGCAUUGCUAAUAAGCCCAACGAUACAAGGCCAGUAUCGUCCCCCUCGAAUCAUCGAACAUCCCAACAACCAGAUCGUACCGAAAAAUGAUCCCGUAACGCUAAACUGUAAAGCGGACGGGAAGCCGGAACCGACCAUCCACUGGUACAAGGAUGGUGAACCGAUGAAGCUUACACCGAACAACAUCCUACUCCCGGCGGGCUCGCUGUUCUUCCUGCGAACGUUGCACAGCAAGAAGGAGAACGAUUCCGGGGUGUAUCGGUGCGUCGCUACGAACAUUGCCGGAACUGCCGAGAGUCGCAACGCUACGCUACAGAUUGCAUUGCUUUCGAAUCAGUUUCGAGUCGAACCGAAGGAUACGCGGGUGGCCGCUGGAGAAACGGCCCUGCUCGAGUGCGGUGCACCGAAGGGUUCACCCGAACCGAUGAUCCGAUGGAUGAAGGAUGACAGCUGGAUGGACGACCAUCCUCGGUCGGCGAAAGAGGCUGGCCGCAUCCGUAUCGUGGAUGGUGGAAAUCUUCUCAUCAGUGACGUGCGACAGGCCGACGGUGGACGCUACAAAUGUGUAGCGCUUAAUGUGGCUGGUUCGCGCGAAAGUUCCAUCGCUCGGCUCACGGUACAAGUGAAACCAUACUUUAGGCUGGAACCAAUGGAUACGACCGCACUCGUUGGGCAACGCGUACAGUUUCUUUGUGCGGUGGAGGGCGACCCACAACCUCAAAUCUUGUGGAGCAAAGAAAAUGGUCACAUUCCCGUCGGUAGAGCAGAAAUACUGGAGGAAGACCGUAGCCUGGUUAUCCGAAGCGUGGUACCCACCGACCAAGGGCUGUACAUCUGCGAGGCUCAUAACACGAUCGGACAGAUCAGUGCCAAGGCGCAGCUCAUCGUCAACUCUCCACCAACAUUCCUGAUUAAACCUCAGGAUCAGAAGACGGCCCUGAACGGGGUGGCAUCGUUCAAGUGUACCGCCUCCGGCAAUCCCCAACCAUCCGUGUUCUGGACGAAGGAAGGCUCCCAGACGCUCAUGUUCCCCAACAAUACGUACGACAAUAUGCAGGUCUCGGUACAGGGCACCCUGCAGAUCCGCGGCGUACAGAAGGAUGACGAUGGCUACUACAUCUGUUCGGCGCUAAGUGUCGCCGGUUCCACCACCAGCCGAGCGUACUUACAGGUUCUAACAUCGCAGGACAGCAAUCCACCCCCGAUACUGCAGAUCGUACCGGCUAAUCAAACGCUGCCCCGAGGCACCGUUGCCACGCUGCCAUGCCGUGCCAGCGGUAAUCCGACGCCCAUGAUACGCUGGAUGAAAAAUGCGACCGAUAUCAACCUUUCCGGCGGUAACGGGCACUUUUCAAUCAUCCAGGCUGGCACGCUAAGAAUUGAUGAUUUGCGGAACGAGGACAGCGGCUGGUAUCGAUGUGUGGCGUAUUCUGAGAAAGGUGAAACCUCGUGGAGCGCAUAUUUAACGGUUGAAAGUAACCUUUCCUCAAUGCAGCAUCGGUCACACAAUGCCGAUCUGCUUCCAUCGGCACCGGGAAUACCGAAAGCGGUGAACAUAACUAACAGCAAUAUCACACUGACCUGGACCCGAGGUCAGGAUGAGUUGCAAAUGAACUCCGUCACUGGCGGUUAUACGAUCGAGUACUACAGUCCGGAGGAAAAGGCGGGCUGGAUCAAAGCGAUGAGCCGUAUACCGGGUUAUACUGCUACGAUAACAAAUCUGUCACCUUCCACUUCAUACAUGUUCAUUAUCCGAGCUGAGAACGCCUAUGGCUAUUCGGCACCAUCUCCAACAUCGGACAUUAUUCGUACGCUUUCGGCGAACGAUGGAGUCACCAUGCCGGAAGAAAUAAAAACGGCACGCCUGGUGCUUAGUGGGCAGAUCUUGGAGUUGGUUGACGCAGUAGCAAUCAACUCGACGACCAUUCGGCUGGAAUGGCAACUUCACAUCAGCAACACGGAAGAAUACGUCGAAGGGUUAUACGUACGCUACCGCAACCUUUCGGCAAUCGAUACGCAAAGUUACAGCAUGCUCACCAUACCGAUGAAUCCCUCCGAGACGUACGUCAUAACGGGGCUGGAAAAGUUCACCCGUUACGAGUUUUUCCUCACGCCCUACUUCAAAACGGUCGAAGGACAACCGACCAGCUCGAAGGUGGUCCAAACGCUGGAGGAUUUCCCCACGGGCGCUCCACUGAAUGUGCAGACCGGGAUGGUAAACUUAACUGCCGGACUGGUAAAUUGGUUGCCACCGCCGGAAAACACGCUAAACGGUGUGCUGCUCGGCUACAAGGUGCAGCUGCGGGCGAGCAACUCGUCGAAAGUUUUGGCCCAGAUCACCCUCAACGGACCGACGACGUUCGUCGUGCUGCACCGACUUACGACCGGUAUGACGUACACGGUUCGGGUCGUUGCGUACAAUCGUGUCGGAGCGGGUCCCUUCUCGAAGCCGGCCUAUCUUAUAAUGGACCCGGCACACGUUAUAGCACCUCCAAAGGCGCACAACUCAUUGAGUGACAUGGAGGGUUACAGGCAGCAGGGACUGCUCCAUGAAACCUGGUUCAUGGUGCUGAUGAUCGUAAUUUUACUGUCAGUUUUAACGGGCGGAUGCGUCGCGGGCGUACUGUUUUUCCGCAACCGGGCGAAGGUGAGCAAAGAAAUGCUGAGCGCUUCGAUCACUGGCAAUACGAGCAUGGAUCCUAGCCGAAGACCGAUGAUGGUUUCCCGGCGAGACGGACUAUGGAUUGAUCGUGGUCGGCGAUCGAUCGACACGGACAAGGAUUCGGGGCUGAGCGAAGCUAAGUUGCUGGAAAGUUCGCAAAACACUGCCAACUAUGCGGACGUUAGUACGGAUUACGCUGAGGUGGAUCCAAGAAGUAUAACUUCGUUUUAUAACAGUCGCAAGUCCCCCGAUAAUCCUUCGCCGUACGCAACGACUGUGUUAGUGAAUGGAGGUUCGAAUGAAAAUGGAAAAAUAUGCUAUCAAGGACUAGAUGGGUAUAUCUCAGGCGCGUCAACCAAUCGAUCAGAUCCAGCAACAUAUCUGGCAGGACAUCCGAAAGCCUUCACUCCGGUGCCAUAUAAUCAAGCUCCUGCCAACUGGAUUGAUUUCCUUCCUCCUCCACCGGAGCAUCCGCCCCCGAUACCACAAGCUUUAGACCACCAUAUACAUCUAAAUCAUGUGUAUCCCUCGGAACUGAUCGGUGGUGGCGUUGGUGGUGGCCUUCCACCAACGACCACCGCCAUCGGUUCUCAGGGAUCAUCCGUACGUUGUGGAUCGGCGCAAUCCGGUAGCUAUAAUGGUGGAAGUGCUCAACAUUCAUAUCAAUAUGUAGAUCCAUCCCUGCUAGGACGAGGAUCAUCUAGGAGCAGCUCGAACGAAUGUACCAUGCGCAACGUUCCGCCGCUUCCGCUGCCGGCCCAGCAGCAGCAAACGCACUUCCUGCCGUACAUGAACGGUACGCCCGGGUCGGCGGAGCAAUCGCCCUACUUCAACGACGAGGUGUACAACAGUCCUGUGAAGAACGGUGACGUCAACUAUCAUCCGUAUCGGAUGCCCAACUCCUCGUCGGCAUCUUCCAUAUCAUGCUGCCAGUCAAAUCAUUCCCGAAGCAGCCAUUCGGCUGGGUCGAAAAAUCACGACUACGUAGACCAACAGCAGCAGCAGCAACAUCAUCAUAUGCAGCAACAACAACACCUUCACAGCAAUAUGAUGCUUCAAGGACCGCAUCAUAUGAACAAACUUAACGGAAUAGGUAGCUACGAUGGACUUACCCCAUCGAAGGUGGUGUCCUUCAACGACCAGUAUCAGAUGUUAGAUGAAGGCAGCACCAACGGUGAGGUGGGUGGCAGAACUGAGCACGAAAAUUGCACCUACUUCACCAACUAUUCCGACGCAUCCGGGGCGAGCAGUAGUAGCGGUAGCGGUGGCUUCCGAAUGCAUCCGAAGUUUGUGAAAACCGUGCACGUAAAUAUUGAAAAUGCCAUCAACGGUAACUAUCACCAUCACCACCAACAACAACAACAGCAGCACUUGCAUCGAGAUCAAACGACGACUGGCGUUAUGCAGCAGCCGCAAUCUCCCAUCAUCACCAAUGGCCAUCACAAUCACAGCCACCAACAGCAUCCGUACGCGUACAAUCAGCAGCAUCAGCAGGAACCGAUCAGCGAACACGAAGAGACUGAAACCGACAAAAUGCUGACCGGCGGCAGUAGCUUCAGCGAAAACGAUGACCAUACGGUCAGCAACGGUGGCUCGGGACCGGAUUCCGACGCUCACGACGAGGUGACCAAGAAGCUUUGCAACGGGCGUGACGAUGGCGUCGUGUCCAUCUGUCCGGUGUACGAAGAACCGGCGGUGCAUCAGUCCUCAUAAGCAGUCAGAUAUACCCGGUGGUACCAGUCGUACGUAAGUAGACAUGCGCUUAAAUCUGUAGAUUUGUUACGCACACAACACUAUACACUUCGAAACAGCGGGCUUGGAUAAUUGGGUCCUCUUAAUACACAAAACAAACAGAGCCAGCAAAACCCAUGAUUUCUUUACCGAAAGGAUCGAACCGGAAAGAGAUGUCUGCCGCCUAUAUAUAAUGAACUGGCAGAGCUAGGAAGCGGCACACGAACAGUGGGAUAGAGAAAUGCAAACAAUGGUCAUUAGUCAAUGUAUCACCCAUAGGGUCACACGAUUUUGAACCGUUUGAUACCAAAACUUAGGCAGUCCCUAGGAAAGUAAUAAUUUAUUUAAGCGACGUUUGAUAAUGCUGGCCCGCUCCCCGCUAUUGAGUUGUUCGUCGUGUGGCAACGCGGGUUGGAAAUUAAUUUUCUUCUUCAAGAUCUUCUAUCCGCGCUCGUUCUAUAGUAACAAAUCUUUGAUUUCUCGGUCUCUUUUUUGAAACAAGUGUGAUGAUUCAGUUUAAUUAUUUUCCUUUUAUGUGUCCGUUGUCAUCUUUUAGUUAAUCGCCGUACGUCAAUUCAUCUUACUUAAAAUUGAACCUUUUGCUAAAUCCAUAAAGAGGAGCAGCCGAUUCUAACGUGUGGACAUGAUUAAUUUCACCUUCUUCCUGCUGUCUGUCUAGUGAUGGUGGUGACGUACCCGAACAUGUGGUGUGUACGGUUCGUCUGGAGUAGAGCAAAACUUAAUAUGACAACAGACUUCCGUUGCGUGCUGGUACCCUGUCGUCGUCCAAGUGGGCGAAAGUGUUAUGCCCGGGUCGAUGACAAGCGCACCACGACCGCUUCUAGGCUGCGCUUCAUAAUUUAUAUUUAGCGAGCGAGAGCGAGAGCUACUUGCUUUCGCGGACGUGAACGACAUAUACCAUAUCUUACGGAGGGUGCUGCAGUGAGAGCUGCACUUAGCUUAACCAGUGCAUCCGCCCGAAACACGGAGAGCACACACCGUUGUGGGGAUCAUGUCAAAAAUGUUUAAUAUCGCCCAUCCAGGCAACUGUUGGUCGAGCGAAUGGGUAAUAGGAGGAGGGAGGCACAAGCAAUAGAAGCGUUUGGUGUCUGAAAUAUUGUUCAAUAAUGAAGACGAGCGUGCGUGCGUGUGUCUGGCUGGCUCCGAUGGUCGGUUUAUGUCUGCUGCACUUCAUCUGGUCGUGCUAAGUCAUGACACGACGGUAUACGGCAGUGUGGAAUUUGGAAUGCAGCGCAAAAUUCCAUCGAACAUGAUUCGCCAAUUUGUCUGGCGUGUGUAAAUUUUGCGCGUUUCUGGAGACUCUCAGGAUGUUUGUCUCGGUUGGAAUUAGAUGGUGUUUGAUGGGCAGGAAUUAGUGGUAUGGAUCAUUAUAUACUCUACUGUGGAUGUCUGCGGAACGUCAGAAAUUGUGUUGUCUGGUGAACAUGUUCCUUGUCUAUUUAGAAUUUUUGAACUUGUGUUUGGUGUAUCAUGAAGUUAAUUUUACGGUAAAAAUCUUUUCUUAUUUUUUGGAAAACCAUCAUGAAUUGGGAAUAAACCUCAAAAUACAACAAGAAAAACCACACGUUCUUUUUGGGGUACAUUGGAACAAUACCUCAUUUCCCAGCCUGUUCUUUCAACCCUCCAUUUGCUAUAUGUUUCGACCGCCAUUGUUUCAUAGUGCCUAGAAAGCGUUACUGUUUCGCUACCGGCGUUUAUUGAUGGUUGGUUAUUCAUCAUCCUGUCGGAACGAAAUUUGUGCCGACGUCGGAAAGAACCGAAAGCUUACUUUAAUUUCCGUCAGGAUUUUCUUGAUACUAACACAGUGGUAUAUACCGCCCGGAAAAUGGCCGCCUUUUUAUUGUGCGAGUAGGUACCGGCGUUGAAGAGAUGUUUAUUGUUAUUGGUAUCAUAAAAAUGGUCUUAAUGUUCAUCAUAAUUGUCGCCAUUAGCGUUUGCCUCAUUUGGUAGGAACACAUUUGGGCAGGAAUAGGAAGAAAUGACACAAAAGGAAAUUCUUCAUGUGUAUGAAGUUUUUUGUUGAAGAAAUCUUGUCCAGAGAUACAUCACAAGCGAGUUUAGUGUUGUUCGAAAUAAUUUCAUAUCUUUUUCACACUUCUUUUACUUUUUUUCUGUUUUAAGUUUUCAUUCUGUUUCCACAUAAUUAUUAUCACCUUUUAUAGCGAGUAAUUAAAAAUUUCGCUGAAGAAGAAAAUUAGUUUUCAAUGAAGUUGACGACUCAGCUAACCCUUUUUUGUUAGCAGCAUGGUUGUGCUGCUGUUCGAUCGUGUCACGUAACGGAGCAAUAUCAAUUAAUCAUAAUCAAAAUUUAAUUAAUUCGCAACGAACAGGUAGCAGUGAAACGUUCAUUUACUACUGAUCACGACCUGCAGCAGCCUCAGUACAGACAGCACGCAAAAUAGUGAAACAAUAUCGAAAAAAGUAUAGCGAAUGAGCGUAGGGAAAGGCAUAGGGGGGGUGAGCUCAGUGAUUUUAAUCAACUAUGGGACACUAACGUUCAGGUUGAUGGUUAAAAUUGUUGCCCGGUAACAAUGAGAGCAAUACGGAAGUGAGUGAGUGGAGUGUUCGAUCCUCUAUUAAAUCUACCUUUAUUGGACGGUGAGCAAUCAGAAAUUAUGAUGUGUGCGUGUGUGUUGUAUUUGUACCUGUGAUAUUAUUUAAUGUGAUAAGCAAAUACUCUGAUUCGGUAGCAAGUUUCAUGAGGGGUUUAUCGUUCAGUUUUGUCACAAUCAGUAGACGAGGCGCUGUACUCUCAUUUGGCGUUUGGCCUCCUCUUGCUCUGACCGGAAGGAUAAUCAUCAACGUUCUUUCUUUCGUUAUUAACAACUGCUAACUGUGUAAAGUACUCUCUAAGUAUGUGUACCUAUCCUAAGAGAUGGUACCGACAACUUUGCUAGCCUUUAAGACGGAACAAACUGUACAGGACGAACACUAUACUAUAAGCUUCAAUUGACAUUAGAAAUUGAAUAUACCGCCAUAACACACACAAUAAUCACGAACCUGCUCGGCAGAGUAGUAAACUAUAGCAAUAUUUUUCGCUCAUGAGUAGAAGUGCGGGCCGGAAAGGAAUUUACAUUCGGAAAGGGUCGUUAAUAGACGAGAUGGAGUAGAAAGGCUAAGUAUUGUGAGCGUGGUGUGACUUAGUGUGUUAUUUGGAAUGAGAUUCAUUACCCCGCAUCAGGUAUAUCAGGCGCACAAGUCAAGAAAACGUGAUGGAACAUCUGAGUUCUCUUCUUGAAUAAUAGAAUUCCUACAUCAUUAUUCAAAGUAAAUCAUGGCAUGACCGUUGCCAACUCCGAAGAAAAGUCUUAAGAAUCUUACAGACUUACACCCACACACACCUAUAAACUCUCUAUAGCUAGCUAUAUAAGACACGACGGCGAUCGUAACACGCUUCGAAGCAAUCUUACUACUAGUAACCAACAUUAAAUAAUCCUGACCAAUUGAACGAUGCAUCCCCGGUUCCCACCUAUUCUCCCCCUAUCCUUGCAUCAGAAAGCUUCAUGUAGAAAAGUAAAUGAUGUGUCGCUUGAGAAUAUACUGUAGAGGAUGCGUAACACAAAAUCAUUACAUGCAUAUAAGCAACAAACAAAAAAUAGUAAACCAACCAAUACAAAAAGAAAGUAACAGACCCAGAGCUAACAUUUUUGAAGAAAAAAAAACAAACGAAAUCCACACGAAAAGUAGCUUUUAAGCGAAACAAUGAAACAGGAAUACAAACGGCAGGACACGUAUUACUUUACGGCAUGGGGGGGUUUUCUACCGUUUUUGCUACAUAUUUUGGCCCGCAUUUAGAGCGACAAAACCGUGACAGGGAGAGAGUGGUGUGGAGCGAAAGGUUAGGAGUAGGUUACUUAUUGGGGAAAGGAAGAAGUAGUGUGACUUUUCGAGCCCCAAAUAUACCUGUUUCGAAUGUUCGAAAUCUAGUGGGUUUGGAUGAUUCAAAAUCGCAAAAAGGUUGAAAAAGAAAACAAAAUGGAGAGGACAAAUGUUCCAAGGAUUUGCUGGUUAUUGGUGUGGCAUUAGUGGGAGGUGUGCCGAUUGGUUAAAGAGGAAAAUCGUGAGAUCAUGGCAAGUGUAGAGAAAUGCAAGAGAUGUAAAUAAACUAUUAAAAUGAUA